ACCAACAGAGCCAAACGUGUGAGCCUCAAAGCUAGGGCUUCAAGAAAAAUCGGCAAAGAGAAAGAGAUACUGCUUCCUUUUAGAGGCGGGAACGCAACGAGCCAUCAACGCCAGCACCACCUUCAUCUCCUCCAAACCCUCCCUCUCUCCCUUUGUCCACCGCCCUCGAUCUCCAUUCCACCGCCCAAAACCUUCGAUCACGCGCGCACAAGGACGGUUUCAGAAGCCACAGCGACUCGGGUAUCAUUACUGAGGUCAAGGAGGACUUGGAGGUUAGGGUUUCUAGGGUUUGAAGAAGAAGAGAAGCUGAAGAGGGAUGCCGAUGGAUGAAAGUUUGUUGGACGAUAUUAUACGGCGCCUGAUCAACGCUAGGAACGGGAGGACGACGAAACAAGUGCAGCUGACGGAGGCGGAGAUCCGUCAGCUUUGCGUUUCGUCGAAGGAGAUCUUCGUUAGCCAGCCCAACCUCCUUGAACUCGAAGCCCCCAUCAAAAUCUGCGGAGAUAUACAUGGUCAAUAUUCUGAUCUUCUGCGAUUGUUUGAAUAUGGUGGGUUCCCACCAGAAGCUAAUUACUUGUUUCUUGGGGAUUAUGUUGACCGUGGAAAGCACAGUAUAGAAACCAUAUGCCUUCUCCUUGCUUAUAAAAUAAAAUAUCCUGAAAAUUUCUUUUUGUUAAGAGGCAAUCAUGAAUGCGCAUCCAUCAACCGCAUCUAUGGGUUUUAUGAUGAGUGUAAGAGAAGGUUCAAUGUGCGGCUUUGGAAAGUUUUCACUGACUGCUUCAAUUGCCUUCCUGUUGCUGCUCUUAUUGAUGAAAAGAUCCUCUGCAUGCAUGGUGGGCUGUCUCCUGAUCUGAAAAGCCUGGAUCAGAUUCGAAAUAUUGCUCGGCCUGUGGAUGUGCCAGAUCAAGGUCUCCUAUGUGAUCUCUUAUGGGCUGAUCCGGAUAAAGAUAUUGAGGGUUGGGGAGAAAAUGAUAGAGGUGUCUCUUACACUUUUGGACCUGACAAAGUUGUUGAGUUUCUUCAAAAGCAUGACUUGGACCUCAUCUGCCGAGCUCAUCAGGUUGUUGAAGAUGGUUAUGAAUUCUUUGCGAAAAGGCAGCUGGUUACUAUAUUUUCUGCCCCUAAUUAUUGUGGUGAGUUUGACAAUGCUGGUGCUAUGAUGAGUGUAGACGACACUUUAACUUGUUCAUUUCAGAUACUCAAACCAUCUGAUAAGAAAGGAAAAAUGGGAUUUGGGAAUAACAUGUUGAGGCCAGGAACACCUCCUCGAAAGAUUCCAAGAAAUUUGUGAAGCCUCCAUAUGAUGAGUUCACUUGGCAGGGUGGGCGAAGUUGAGUUUAUGUGCAGCCGCCGUCAGAACUACAUGACAUUAUUUUCUGUUUCAGCAAAUUCGAACACAACUGUUAUGCGGUUGAGAGAUGCAAUUGUGUCCUGGUGGAUUCAAGUGGAUGCUUUCUAUUCUCACUUGCAUGGCCACUGGCCUGAAUUUGUAAAGCAACAUGAAAAGCUGGCUUUUCUCUUGCUUGAUUUCUUUUAGUUGUAUGUUUCUUAUGCUCUCUUUCUGUGUGUGUGUGUGUGUGUGUGCGUGUUUAACCUAAUUCUUUC
Dioscorea cayenensis subsp. rotundata (Guinea yam) is the source of this 1605-nucleotide messenger RNA. Its product is annotated as serine/threonine-protein phosphatase PP1. Bases 317 to 1291 code for a protein of 324 amino acids. The transcript is spliced from 4 exons. Lineage: Eukaryota; Viridiplantae; Streptophyta; Magnoliopsida; Dioscoreales; Dioscoreaceae. Gene Ontology annotation, molecular function: protein serine/threonine phosphatase activity. Gene Ontology annotation, cellular component: nucleus; cytoplasm. The record is from RefSeq and is a predicted model, not a curated record.